AUGAAAGUAUUACCAUUUUCCCUUUUGACUCUAUAGUUCCAUAAUACUAGUUUGGAAGAGAAUUACCAAAAAUAAAUAUAAGAAUAGAAACUUACCUAUUUCAGAUUUCUGAUUUCAUUUGUGAUUUUGAUUACAUUUGUAGGAUUGUUUAAAUCAUUAAUAGAAUAAUGGGGAACUUUUUUAAUUCUAUCUCUUGCAGUGCAAACUGUGCUUUAUUUAUUAGCGUUAAUAUUCAGUCGAAAAAUUUCUCCUUACUUUAAGUAUAUUCUUCCAUCAUUAUAUGUUGCUUAAUAUACUUAUUUCAUAAUUGGGGCACUAAAUAAUCUAUUAUAGUAUUUUAUUCGAAUAUUUUAGGCCUCAUUAUGUUUAUGGAUUUAUAGGUGGAAUUUAUUCAUGUUGUAUGCUGAAUUAUCUAAGUGUAAAAAUGAAAAUCCUUAUUUUAUCUUCUUCCGUUUGGAUAAUGCUUGGAAUAUUUGAAAUAUAUUCAUUAGCAAAUUUGAAUUAUAUUUUUCUUGCAAUUGCCGCUACUGGUAUUCAGGCAUUUUAUGCAUAUGUAUAUGAAUAUAUUAUGAGAUUAAAUUUUUCAUAAGGAGUCAUUAUCAACUACUAAAAGUAAAAAAUUUAUUAUUAUAAUAGUGAUUUAUUGUUUUAAUGUUCAAAAUAACAGAUGCUUAUUUUAAGUUUUAACAACAAAAAAACAUUUUUUGAACUUGAUUUUGUAAAUCAAAAGUUUGAAUUAAACUAAAAAAUAGAAAAUGAUUAAACAAAACUCAAAGAAUUUUUAAGAAAUAAUUUUAUAAUUAACUUAGAUAAUGAUUAAAUGUUUGGUAGUUUAAGAAUUCAAAAGUUUGCUAAUAAAUAAAUUACUUUAGAAGAUUUAUUAUUUGAAAUAUACAGAGCUGCAAAAUAGGAUGAAUAAUGCUUUAAUUAAUAUGAAAUGAUUGAUUAGCAUAAUUCUUAAAAAGAAAUUUAGAUUUAAACAAUAAAUGGACUGAAAACUCUUUUUAUAAUUAUUAUUAGUGAUAAUAAUAAUAAAAUUUAAAUUGAAAAGUAUGAAAAGUAAAUAAAGAUAAUAAAUAAUUAAUCAAUCAAUUUUUCAUUUUAAGUAGGAUAAAAAUUAUAAACAAUUUAUAAAUUAAUUUAUGAAUUGGAGAUUUAUAAUUAAGAAAAUCCAACUUUAAAUAAAAUUAAAGGAAUUCUCUAGUAUAUUCUUAAUGAAACUAAAAAUCAACUAGUAUUUUUUUCAUAAAAUAAAAGUCCAUAAUUACUUUAAAAAAUUGAUCAUUGUUUAUUAUCUUCGCUUAUAAUAGCCUUAAAACCAUAUUUUUUAUAUUAAUGCUAAUAAUAAUAAAAAUAUUUUGAAUUAUUAUUUGAUAAUGAAGAUGUUCAAAUGUAGAUAAAUACUAAACAAUUUACUUAAAUCCUUAUAAAUAUUUUCAAUAAAAUUCUCCUCUAUGCAAAAUCUAAUAGCACAAUUUUGUUUAGUAUUACCAAAGAUUCCAAUCUGAACCCUUAAUUUGAUGUUAAGUCAUUAUCCAAAUAAUCAUCCAAAUCUAAAUAUGAUUAUUUAUGUUCUUCUUCAGGGAAUAAUUAAUUAUUGAUAAAUUUAAAUUUUACUUUUCUAACUAAUGAAAAAAUCAGUAAUUUUGAAAAUUCUUUUGUUAAUAAAAAAAUUGAUUGCAUGGAGGAUGAUGAUUUUAUUACUAUUGUUAAUUCAUAUUUGUUAAAACAACUUAGCCCUUACAAUAAUAUUUUUAUAACUUAAGAGUCAAGAUCUAAAUAAAAAAAAAACGUUAAAACAACUCUAACAUUUUAUAUUUACUCCGAUUAAACCUAAAUCGAGUAAACAUAUUUUAAAUACAUAAAUUAAGAAAAUAUACUUUAAUGA
Paramecium sonneborni is the source of this 1888-nucleotide messenger RNA. Lineage: Eukaryota; Ciliophora; Oligohymenophorea; Peniculida; Parameciidae. The record is from the annotation of a GenBank genome assembly.